Messenger RNA from Papilio polytes (common Mormon), 1209 nucleotides. It is a transcript of the gene CPR15, whose product is annotated as pupal cuticle protein 36-like. Gene Ontology annotation, cellular component: chitin-based extracellular matrix. The record is from RefSeq and is a predicted model, not a curated record. The coding region runs from base 75 to 1046 and encodes 323 amino acids. The transcript has 3 exons. Gene Ontology annotation, molecular function: structural constituent of chitin-based larval cuticle. NCBI's taxonomy places the organism in Eukaryota, Metazoa, Arthropoda, Insecta, Lepidoptera, Papilionidae.
UGCAGACACCACAGUCAGCCGCGAGCAGCCAAGCCGCAGUACAACAAUUACACUAAAACAUUAGAUUAUUUAUAAUGAAGCUGUUCGUGGUCGCCGCCGUGCUGGGAGUGUGCUCCGCCGCUCGUCUGGACAACACCUACCUCCCUCCCAGAGGAGGUGCAGGCUCAGGUUUUGGAGGCAACGGGUUCGGAGGUGCCGGUGGUCCGGGUAGAUUCGGUGGCUCUGGCGGCUUCGGAGGGGCAGGAGGUGCCUCUGGAUUUGGAGGUGCGGGGGGAGCCGGAGGAUUCGGAGGAGCCGGAGGUGCUGGAGGAUUCGGUGGUGCGGGAAGCUACAGCGGAGGUGGAGCUGCUGGCGGCUACAAUGGUGCUGGAGGUGCUGGAAGCUACAACGCCAGACAAUCUGUUGACGCCGGCGCUCAAAUCCUCCGACUGAACAACGAAAUCAAUGGAGACAGUUUCUCUUACGACUUCGAGACGUCCAACGGUAUCCGUGCUGAUGCGUCCGGAGUGGCGACCAAUGGUGUCCAGUCUCAAGGCAGCUUUGCUUACAAGGGUGAUGAUGGCCAAGACUACAGUAUCACCUACACCGCUGAUGAGAACGGAUUCCAGCCCCAGGGCGCUCACCUCCCCACUCCUCCCCCGAUCCCGGAGGCUAUCUUGAAAUCCCUGGAACAGAACGCCCGCGAUGAAGCUGCUGGUAUCGUCGAUGAUGGAUCUUACCGCGGUGAAGGUGCAGGUGCUGGCAACGGCGGCUACUCGUCUGGUCCUUCUGGUCAAUAUGGCGCUCCCUCCGGCGGUUUCGGAGCUGGUUCCAGAGGUUCAGGAUUCGGUGCUGGUGGUGCUGGCGGAGCUGGUGCCGGUUUCGGAGCUGGCGGUUCCGGUUUCGGCGCUGGAGGUUCCGGUUUCGGAGCUGGUGGUUCUGGAUUCGGUUCCAGGGGUACCUCCUUCGGUGCCGGCGCCACCUCUCGUCAGUACCUGACUCCUAACGCUGGACCCAGAGGAUCUGGCAAUGGAAACUACAACUCUCAAACUGGCUACCGUUAUUAAAAUCAUUAAUGAUGACGAGGGAUAGAUAAGGUCUGAAGCGCUUUUAGAAUAUCUUUUAGAUCUAAUAUCACUUUUUCCUCUAAACCACCGAUACGAAGAGCGAAUUUAUUAAACUGAUACGAUACAGGAUGCUGUUAUAAUAUAUCGCAAGGUUAUCGAAUUA